AUGUUAGCUUAACUCAUUACUUUGAAUAAUUAGAGUUCUGAAUCUUUAAAUAUUAAUAAAGCAAUCUUUAAAAUUGGUAGAGAUCCAACAAAUGAUAAAUAACUAUUAGAUAAUAAAGUAAGUUCUUUUCAUUUAUCUAUUGAAUUGGAUGAAAUGUAAUUUACAUUAAUUGAUAACUCAAGUAAUGGCACUUUUUUAAAUGGAAAAAGAAUUGGUAAGGGAAAUAAAGUUAUUAUUCGAAAUGGUGAUAUUAUACAUAUUUUACCUGUUGAGAAGGUUUAAAAAAAUGAAAUUAUUGGUUUCCAAUUUAUUACAGAAAAGAUUACAGAUUCCCGAUUAAAUUCUGAUAAAAUAACAUCUAAAAGCUAAUUAAAUAAUAAUUAAUAGAAAGAUGUCAAUGAUGAAAUAUAAUAUAAUAAUCAUAAUGAUUAUAUUGAUGAAUUAGGUGAUGAACUUUAAUGCAAUAUUUGUAAUGAUUAUUUAUUUGAAGCUGUAACUAUUAAUCCAUGUAAUCAUCAUUUUUGUGGAGCUUGUCUUUCAAAUUGGUUAGGUAAUUAAAAAUAGCAUAAUGAUUGUCCAAAUUGUAGAACUAAAAUUAAAUCUAUUAUGAUUGCUAGAUUAAUGAAUAAUUUAGUUGAAAAAUGGUUAAAAAAUAAUCCAUCUUAAAAAAGAGCAGAUUCUUUAAUAGAUAAAAUGAAAUAAGAAAAUAUAAUUUAUAAGAAUCCAAAUUAUUAUCUUAACUUUGAAAAAGAAUAUAAAUAAAAUGAAUAAAUAUAAUAGAAUGAUUAUGAAGAAUUUUUAAGUAAUGAUGAAAAUUUUGAUGAUAAUAAUCCAGAUUUUUAAUAGAAUGAAAUAUUGAAUCCAAAUAAUUUCUUAUUUGUUUAAGCAUUUAAUCCAUAAUUAUUUAAUCCUCUUAUCUAAUAAUAAUAGUAAGUAGUGUAACCUAUACAAACUUGUAAAAGUUGUAAUGGAUAAGUUUGGAAACAAUAUUAAUGCCAUGAUAUUUAAAUACAUAUAGGAUGUUCAUCAUGUGGUAGAUUGAUACCAAAAAGAUUAUUAAGUAUGUAUUAUAUCAAUUAUUAUAAGAUGAUGAAGAAAAUGAACAAUUAUAAAUGUUUUGUUGUAUUUGCAAAGUCUAUGAUUGUAAAUUCUAUUAUGGAGAUUGUACAAAAGCUAAUUUAAAUAAACUAAUGUUAGUUAAAGAUAUUGGUAAUAAUUUUUAGAUUCCACUUAAUUUCAUUAAUGAUGUAGAAUACAAUAGAAUUUUGAAUCAUCUCUAAGGAAAAUAACACAAUAUAAUCUAUGAAUUCAUGAUGGAACAUUAUAUUAAUAAAGGAGACUUUUAUUUUGAACAAAAUAAAUCAACUUUCAAUUUUCCAUUACAAGAUAUUAAUGUGAAAAUUACUCCUAAUACAGUAAUUGAAAUAUAUUCUACUUACUUAGCCUGUAUGUUGGUAAUGUCAUAAGAAAUUAAUGAAUUUCAUAAUCUUUAGAUAUGUCCAAUGUUGGAAAUAUGAUGAAGCCCUUUUCUCAUCGACAGAUUGUUUCUAUGGAAUUAAUUGUAGAACAUAACAUCGAAACAAAUUUCAUGCAAAUAAAUAUAAUCAUGUUUGUGAAUAAACAAAGUUUGAUUGAAAUUAAAUUAAAGUAUUUAUAUAAAUAACCG
This is a messenger RNA of Paramecium sonneborni, 1666 nucleotides long. The record is from the annotation of a GenBank genome assembly. NCBI's taxonomy places the organism in Eukaryota, Ciliophora, Oligohymenophorea, Peniculida, Parameciidae.